Sphaerodactylus townsendi is the source of this 3246-nucleotide messenger RNA. RefSeq names its product armadillo repeat containing 9 (gene ARMC9). The transcript is spliced from 26 exons. Lineage: Eukaryota; Metazoa; Chordata; Lepidosauria; Squamata; Sphaerodactylidae. Gene Ontology annotation, cellular component: ciliary tip; centriole; ciliary basal body. Gene Ontology annotation, molecular function: protein binding. Gene Ontology annotation, biological process: cilium assembly. The record is from RefSeq and is a predicted model, not a curated record. Bases 108 to 2318 code for a protein of 736 amino acids.
AGGGGCCGAGGAGGAGCUGGCCGAAGCUUCCGUUGCUAGGAGACGGGAGGGCGGCCGAGGCCUGCUUGGGAUUCUUCCCCUCUGAGAUUCACUCGUUGCGUUUGAAGAUGGGUGACGUUCUAGCCUAUGAAGCAGAGCUUCUUGGAAUGGUGAAGGAGUAUUUGGAGUUUGCGGAAUUUGAGGAGACUGUGAGGUCAUUUACGAAGGAAUGCAAAAUAAAAGGGAAACCAGUACCGAAAACUGGAGGUGGAUCUGCCAAGGACGCCAAGGAUUUGAUGAUCCAGGAUCUAUUAACAUCGUUCACUGAUGGAGACCAGGAUGUCUUCUUUGAACUUUGGGAAGAACAUGUUCCUCCUGCCAUUCGGGACAAUGAAGCCAUAGCCCAAAAGCUGGAGUUCUACCUUCACAUCCACUUUGCCAUCUUCCUCUUAAAACGAAGCGUGGUGAAGCCUCCGUCUGUCUCGGCUCAUUGUUAUAACAAAGCCGCGCUGGAUGAAAGAAUUUCACGUUUUAAGAUGUAUCUUGAGACCAAAGGGGCCGCCCUGAGCCAGACCACAGAAUUCCUUCCUUUCUAUGCUUUGCCAUUUGUUCCCAAUCCUAUGAUUCAUCCUUCCUUCAAAGAACUUUUCCAGGAUUCUUGGGAAUCCGAUCUAAAGACGAGGUUGGAGGAUUUCCUGUCUGCUACUCUGAAAGCCACCGAUGCCCCAAGACUCCUGACACUAUAUAAGGAGAACGUGCAGUGCAACCAAGAAAUGUUCCAGCAGCUUCAUCAGCAGCUGGUGGAGUCCGAGCGCAAGACUAUGACCUACCUGAAGCGGUUUAACAAGAUCCAGGCAGACUACCACAAUCUCAUCGGGGUCACGGCUGAGCUGGUGGAUUCGCUGGAGGCCACGGUCAACGGCAAAAUGAUCACCCCAGAAGAUCUGCAGAGUGUCUGCGUCCGUUUGUUUAGCAACCAGAUGAUGCAGAGCGUGGUGCAUAGCAUAGACUUCACAAGGCCGGGAACUGGAUACUGCUGUAUGAGCCCGUGUGAUGAUGAAUAUGCCUCUACCAUGUUAAGGGCAUCGCUAGCUCCUGUGAAAGUGCAAGAGGUGCCCCUGCUGCCCUCCUUGGACUACGAGAAGCUGAAGAAAGACCUGGUGGACGGGAACAGCCGCCUCAAAGCCUUCUUACUGCAGGCCUUGCGCUGGCGCUUGACUACGUCCCAUCCCGGUGAGCAGAGGGAUACGGUACUGCAGGCUUAUAUCAACAAUGAUCUUUUGGAUUGCUACAGCAACGUUCAGAGAAGCGUGUUGAUGCUGCUGCAGUCAAAGAACGAGGUGGUCCGCCAGUAUACAGCCAGGCUGAUCAAUGCCUUCGCCUCCCUGGUUGAAGGUCGCCUCUACCUUUCGCAGAACCCCCGGCUGCUCCAGCUGCUGGAGGAAAGAUUGAAAGCGGAAGAUAAGGAUUCUCUUACCCGAGAAAAUGUCCUGGGAGCGCUGCAGAAACUCAGCCUCAGGCGUGCUCUGCAGUCGGCUAUGAUCAAGCACGAGCUGAUCCUAUGGCUGGUGGAGGCGCUGAAGGACACGGACUGCAUGUCGGAUUACACCUUGGCCUACUCAGUCGCUCUGCUCAUGAACCUUUGCCUUCGGAGUUCAGGAAAGAAAACGUGUGCAAAAAUUGCCAACGAAGUUCUCAGAGUUCUUUCUGAUCUUCUCGGCCAUGAGAACCACGAGAUACAUCCCUACGUGAACGGGGCUCUCUACAGUAUCCUUUCUAUUCCCUCCAUACGAGAAGAAGCCCGAGCAAUGGAAAUGGAAGACAUUCUGCGGUGCUACAUUGAGGAAGGAAAUGCCGACAUGAUCCAACAGAUUGAGUUUAUCAUCAAGCAACUUAAAUCAGAAGAGCCACUGGACGACAGUGUGGAGUCUGACGAUGAGGAGAAGGAAGAUAAUGAUGAGGAGGACCAUAACAGCAUGGAAGCCGACCUGGACAAGGAUGAAGUCCUGCAGCCUCAGGAGGGAGAGCUGACCGGAGAGAAACUCUUGACCACAGAAUACUUAGGAAUAAUGACCAACACGCCAAAAGCGAAGAAGAAGCCGUUCCCUGGCGUUCACCAGAGUGUCGACGAACCUCUCCAAAGGCCUGUGACCCCUGGUUAUCACAGGGCUGCCUACCCAACGUCAGAAGACGAUGCCCUCUCUUCCUGCAGCAGGGAUAUCCUCGCCCAGUGUGGCCAGCGCUCCCGCCCACCGACUCGCUGUGGGAAGAGGCCCAGCUUUUCUGAAUUCUGUCUGCCUUCCUCGCUACCUGAAUGUAAUGGAUACCUCGGGGUGUGAGUUCUGGGCGUCCAGGACAGGUGAACGCACCUUCCUCCGGGCUGGCAGCCGGGAGAUCCUCACUCCUUCACAGUCAGCCUGAGCUCCCCAGGACGGUGUAAAUGCAUCUUUGCACAGUGACUUCCUUUCUGGCUUCACCAGCAGGACUCAGCUGCCCUGCUCUUCGGACACCCAGAACUUCAGAUCUGGAAGGGGCAAGAUUCCAGCAAUAGCCCCCCAGUUCUCCCAGUCUGGACCCCAACAAACCAGCCGCCCCAGCUCUUCCGGAUCGUCGGCGAGAAGUCGGCAGAGCAGCCAGUCUUCCAGGAAGUGAGGACACAUUCUUUCCUGAGGAAUCACCUGUCUGGAGUGCUAAAGACACAGCGGCUUCCUGUAACCGGAGCCCCAGCAUCGCCAGCAGCCUGCGGAGCCAAGAGGGAGGUUAUCAGCAUCGGGACCGCACACUCCCUUUACACCAGGACUUGAGAGACUAUCUGAUGGGAUGCCCUUUGCUGCGGGUCCUUGACCAAGCAGAAUGAUCCUGUCCCGCCCCCACGGCUUCUUUGCGCGGAUGCACAAAUUGGGAAUGGUCCUGUCUCUGCGCGGAAAAAAUGCACACAAAAGUCACUCCCUGGGAAUGCCUUCGUGGGCUGCGAUUUGAGCGGUCUGUCGUUUUCCCCUCCUGUUUCUCUGUCACCUGCUGCAGCCCGUGUCAGAUUGAGGCGCUCUCAGCGCUUUUCUCCCCUCUCCUGGCCCUGCCGGUCGUAGGUCACCCAACCUUUAUCGGUAUAUAAACAAAAUCGAGAAAACACAGUCUCCAGCGAUAACAUAAGAUCUAGAUCAGUGAUUCCCAACCAGGGUUCCGUGGUACCCUGGGGUGCCAUGAGCACGUCCCAGGGGUACCAUGACAACGCUACCGCCUGCCCCCCCCCCCACGAGAAUCAAAUGG